ACAAGUAGGCUCGGCAUGGCUCAGAACAGCCCAGCAUGGUUUGCCACGCAUAGGCACGGCCCGGCACGGUUCGGCACCGCUCUGCAGCCCUGCCGAAGCCCGGCGAGCCGCACAGACGCCUUCGCGUCGCCUCCCCGCUGUGCCAGGUUGCCACGGCCGUUAAGGUCGGUCGACGCGGCCGCCAUUACGCGACCGCCCCCGAGGGGAGGAGCGCGGCGGCGAAGGGCGUGCGCGGCCGUUGAUGGCGGCCGGGAGGCCAUGAGGCGGCGGCUGCUGGCGGGGCUGGUGGUGCUGGAGGCGGCCGCGCUGGGCGGCGUCCUCCUGCUCUACCGCGCCAUGGACAUCAGCCAAGAUUUCAGAUACACAAUGCAGAAGAGGUUUCCAUCAAUUCUGGAAGUUUAUUACAAAUCUAAUGAGUGGUCUGGAAUUCAUGGCAUAAAGGAGAAUGACCAAAUGGCAUGGUUAAGCAACAAAAACUAAAAUCCUUUGUGCCUGAACUGUUUCUUCCUUUUGAUGAUGCUUUUCACAUCUCUGUUGUGGAGCCACCUGUCACGCUCUACUUCCCACUUGAUCUGUUUGACAUCUGUAAGAGGGAAGGUGAGAAGUGAGAAGCUGAUGGAUACUUCUGUACAUUAUGUGGAAUAUGGAUAAAUCACGAAGAACUUAAAACUUGACUACUAUAUCUAUACAUGUUAAUAAAGUGCAAAUUUCUGGAUUUGA
This is a messenger RNA of Cygnus olor (mute swan), 720 nucleotides long. It is a transcript of the gene CEBPZOS, whose product is annotated as CEBPZ opposite strand. Lineage: Eukaryota; Metazoa; Chordata; Aves; Anseriformes; Anatidae. Bases 16 to 480 code for a protein of 154 amino acids. The transcript is spliced from 4 exons. The record is from RefSeq and is a predicted model, not a curated record.